AUGCCUCCAGCUUGUUACCCUUGAGCAGGCGAUGGAGUUCUCUGAAGAAUUUUUGAUCAAAGGCCAGACUGCAUGGAUGAGCCAUGCUGGAGCUCUAGUCUGUGCCGUUUUGAAACAACAGAGGCCACAAUGAAGCAGAGUAUGAGAGAGUCAUUGCAGCAAGAGGCAAGCUCAAAUCCAAGAAGGGAGGAGAAGAAACCCAGAGCAGCGCUGAAUCCAUGGAAAUAG
Molecule: messenger RNA, 228 nt
Organism: Blepharisma stoltei
Lineage: Eukaryota; Ciliophora; Heterotrichea; Heterotrichida; Blepharismidae
Source: the annotation of a GenBank genome assembly